AUGUCAGAGGCUGAGGGCCAGUCUCGUCGCUUACCCACGUUGGUCACCUAUUGUCAGCGUGUCCUCUCUACUUACACAGAUUCUAUAAGCAGUUUGGGAGACGAUGCUAUACGCUAUGAUGUGAUUAAACCGGUGCUGGAAUUUUGCUCUGCAGAUACCCUUUUUCGUCUGGAACAAUCAUCACCCGUUCAUCCAAUAAUCUCUCCUCUGGUCCCUGACGGUAACAAAGAAAUAUGGCAACGCUUGUGUUGGAAAACAUUUCCCCUCUUAGCUGAACAGUAUUUUCAAGAAGGCUCUGAGGCCCCCGAAUCGUGGCGCGAACAAUUUUUCUUAUUAAGAGAGGCAGAGGCCGAACGGCUUGAACUAGCAGGCUCUAGGCUCCGCAGUCAACGCAUGGAAGCGGAAGAACGAAAGAAGGAACGUGAGGUCAAGAUCACCGAUCGCCUACCUCCCCCAAAACGUGCUCGAGGGUGGGGAGCACCGAGUCAACCCAAGUCACUCUUUCAGAAGACCAAGAAUGAGGCCACUAAGCUCCGUACUUCCAUGUACUCUGCCCGUCUCCUUCCUCCUAAGCGACAGCGCACACUGCAUAGUUCACUUAGUAUAAAGCCAGCAGCAUCUAGACCUUCCGAACAGACCAAGAGCAUGGUCACCGUCAAGACAGUCUCCUACAAGCGACCGUCUAUCCCUCCUGCAUCGCUUCAGUCAUCUGGCCGACCUCCUGUGCCGUCGGUCUCAUCCCUUGCUACUCCUCCAAAGCCGGCUUCCUCUCCUUGCAGUUACCAUCCGCGGGAGAACAGCGGCCUGCUUAAGCCUCCAAUAAACAAGAAGGACCCCAUGGCUUCUCUUUUCAUGCCGAAGCACCGCACUCUUUCCCAACUUCCAGGACAGACUAGUAAUGCACGUAUCAUGCCGACCCGAUGA
This is a messenger RNA of Suillus bovinus, 924 nucleotides long. RefSeq lists its product as uncharacterized. Gene Ontology annotation, cellular component: nucleus; elongin complex. The transcript is spliced from 7 exons. NCBI's taxonomy places the organism in Eukaryota, Fungi, Basidiomycota, Agaricomycetes, Boletales, Suillaceae. Gene Ontology annotation, biological process: transcription elongation by RNA polymerase II. The record is from RefSeq and is a predicted model, not a curated record. The coding region runs from base 1 to 924 and encodes 307 amino acids.